Molecule: messenger RNA, 1195 nt
Organism: Perca flavescens (yellow perch)
Lineage: Eukaryota; Metazoa; Chordata; Actinopteri; Perciformes; Percidae
Product: SLAM family member 5
Exons: 7
Coding region: 81-1061 (326 amino acids)
Cellular component (GO): membrane
Source: RefSeq, a predicted model, not a curated record
UUUUCUCCAUUCUGACUUGUGUCACGGCACAGUUUGAUAGACCAGAAGAGGAAACAGACGCUGUUCCUCUCCCCACAGAGAUGGCUGGUGGUUGCCUGAGCUGCUUCUUUACAUACAUUUCUGUGCUACUUCUUGGGGUCUGCCUCCAGGAUGUGGAGGCUUCCAGUUGUCAACGUGUCAUCCAUAAAAAAGUUGGAGACACCGUAGAGUUUUCAUCAUGCUUACCAACUGAAGGGGUCACAACGGCAAGAUGGAAAUAUCAACAUAAUAAUCAAUCAAUAAUAAUAGCAGACAAAGAUGAUGUCUCUGGAGAACAUCAGUUCAAGGGCAGAUUAGACCUAAACCCCACAAACUUUAGUUUAACAGUGAGAAGACUGACACUCAAAGACUCUGGUAAUUUCAGUUUUCUCUCAGAGGUGGGUGACAGCCAAAGGAGAACAGUCCCUUUCACUCUGAAAGUUCAUGAGCCCAUAACUGUCAGAAUUGUUUCAAAUUCUACGUGGCACACCUUAAACGGAUCCUGUACAGUUUUGCUGGAGUGCCAGGCAACCUCGGACAUCAGUAACAGUAACAUGACCUACACAUGGGCCGUGAGGAAUCAAACCAUAGAAGGCCCCAGACUGGAAUACACCAUCAAACCUCAGGACGAAGACACCAAAUUCACCUGCACAAUUUCCAAUGAAGUCAGUAAGAUGUCGGCAACCGAAACAAAGAUGUGCAGAAACAUUACGUCUGACGCACCAGAAAUAGGCCCAAACUCAAUCAUUCUCCUGAGUGUGACAGGAGUCGGCUGUGUGUUGAUUGUCGUGAUAGUUGGAGUAACUGUGUGUGUUUGUCACCGCAAACAAAAACAAGAAGUUGCUGACUCAAAUGACCUCACCGUGUACGCUGAUAUCUCUGAAGUAGCGAUUGAGGAUGGGACCAUGAAGCCAUGCACACUGUAUGAAACCAUUGAUCCCAGAAUCAACACAGUCACACCGGGGCCCCAGACUGUGUACGACAAGAUCCAGGUUAGUCGGAUGAGGAAAGCUUCAGUGUCGCCCUACCAAGAAAUUUCCUAGUGGAUCACAGCAUGAUGUAUUGUUAGAAUUACCUUUGAGUUAGUCUAUAUUGACGAUGUUACACUUCCGGGAUUGUUAAGGUGCUUCCUGAAAUUCCGCCGGAUGUCCCUCUUUUUAGGCUGGGUGUCUCUCGC